AUUCGAUGGGGGAGGUUCUACCGCCCCGUGAGAAUCGCCGAAUCGAUUCAACUCCGCUGACGCAAGCAGAGACCACCCGGCUUUGGUGUUUCUGGGCGGCGGCAGCAGCAGCAGCAGCGCCUUCAGAGUUCCUCCCGGGCGAUCGAGAGCGGAGCUCCUAAGACGCAGUGAUUCGUUUUGGCCGAGAUGUCUACGGCCCAUGACUUGUCCCUGGGGGAACUGUACAAGCGGGUGUCAGAGCAGGGAGAGGUCGUGAGAGACCUCAAGGCACAGAAUGCGCAGAAGGAUGAGGUCAAGGGAGCAGUACAGAAGCUGCUGGAGCUGAAGCUGGAGUAUAUGCGAGUGUCGGGGCACGAGUACCAGGCUGACGCCCCACCCGGCAAGGUCCCCAGCGACCCUGCUGCACAGGAAGCGGAGACAGACCACGUGGACCCAUGGAAUGUGCAGACCUCCAGCGCCAAGGGCAUCGACUACGACAAACUCAUCGUCAACUUCGGGAGCAGUAAAAUCGACCAGGACCUGAUCGACCGGAUCGAGCGGGUCAUUGGAAAACCGGCGCAUCACUUUCUCCGGCGAGGCAUCUUCUUUUCACACAGGGACAUGCACCAACUGCUGGACGCGUACGAGGCCAAGAAGCCGUUCUUCUUGUACACGGGGCGUGGGCCGUCGUCGGACGCCAUGCACGUCGGCCACCUCAUCUCCUUCAUAUUCACCCAGUGGCUGCAGGAAACGUUCAACGUUCCACUGGUCAUCCAGCUGACGGACGACGAGAAAUACCUGUGGAAGGACAUGGAACUGGAGGAAGCGAACAGGCUCGCUCACGAGAACAGCCGAGACAUCAUCGCAUGUGGCUUUGACAUCAACAAGACCUUCAUCUUCUCCGACCUGGAGUACAUGGGGCAAUCAAAAGAGUUCUACAUGAACGUGGUUAAGGUGCAGAAGCACGUGACGUUCAACCAAGUCAAGGGCAUCUUCGGCUUCGGAGACAGCGACUGCAUCGGUAAGAUCAGUUUCCCGGCUGUGCAGGCAGCUCCCUCCUUCAGCAGCUCCUUCCCUCACAUCUUUGGUGCCCGGACUGACGUGCAGUGCCUCAUCCCGUGCGGCAUUGAUCAGGACCCGUAUUUUCGGAUGACGCGUGAUGUCGCUCCACGCAUCGGCUAUCCCAAACCCGCGCUGCUGCACUGCAGCUUCUUCCCCGCGCUACAGGGCGCGCAGACCAAGAUGAGCGCUAGCGACCCCAACUCGUCCAUCUUCCUCACCGACACGGCCAAGCAGAUCAAGAGCAAGGUGAACAAGCACGCGUUUUCCGGUGGCCGCGACACGAUCGAAGAGCACCGGAAGCUGGGUGGAAACGUGGAGGUGGACGUGUGCUACAUGUACCUCACCUUUUUCCUGGAGGACGACGAGCGGCUGGAGCAAAUCCGCAAGGACUACACGAGCGGUGCCAUGCUCACGGGCGAGCUCAAGCAGGAGCUCAUCAGUGUGCUGCAGCCGUUGGUGGCGGCGCACCAAGAGCGGCGGCGCAGCGUCACCGACGAGAUGGUCUCUCGCUUCAUGACGCCGCGGCCGCUCAACUACACGUGCUGACCGCCGCACGUGCUGACCGCCGCACGUGCGAUCGCUCCGUCCCACAGUCCAGCAUGUGCACCGACCUACACUUACGAGUAGCGCGCUCUCAAACACGCAUGCAGACAUUGGCAACCACGCUCUAGUUUAAAUAUCAGUAUACUGAGCCGUUGACUGAUCAAAAAUCACAUUUUGUCUCUCAAGUUGCUGUCACGGGAAAGGGCUUUUUACGAGACAAGGGAGCAAAUCCUAACUAACCCCACCCCCAAGCAUUAUUUCACCCUCCUUCCUGACCCUAAUAGAAACGAAACAAUAAAUUUUGCACUCCCAGAAUUAUCGUGGCGGCGAUUGAGCCGUGAUCCCAAUAAAUAACGGUGCAAUGUCGUUGCUUUAUGACAGCCCAAAAAGUGACAAAUUAACGUGUGAGAAUUGAAAUAUGGUUACAACCCCCCUAUACUUCACCUCCCUCACCCAUCGGAACGUUUCCGCUCACUGAUGACAGGCGGCCGGAGCGGGCCUCCUGCUCUAUCCAGACUGCAUCGCCGCGCUUCAUGAAAGUCUCAGUGGCGAUGGUACCUGUGUUGUCCACUGUAUCCCCGUGUUAUGGCCAUGAUUGACCCCGCCUCGGUACUGAGUGGGGGGGGGGGGUACUGAGUAGGGGUAAUGUGUGGAACGUUCUGGCGGGGAGGUGAGAUUAAGGGCUCUUUAACUGGAGGGGUCUUGUAUGUAUGUUGAACUUCUUUCGCACCAUACGUAGCCAACCAUACUAAUUGGAGGUGCAGGGCAAGGCCAACAAACGAAUCACAAAAAGCCAGUUUUAAAGACAUGAGUUUUCAAUCUAGAUUUUAAAGUGCAUAGCGCCAAUGGCUUCCUCAUAUCGGAAGAGCAUUCCAGACGGCAACAGAAGCGCAUCUGAAAGCGUGCGAUGCAGUGACCGUCUUUUUUCGAUGGGUAUUGGAGGUUGUUGUUUUGGAGUGAGGGUAACUGCCUGUCUGAUUGUCUUCGCCGCAUGGCCCUCAUCAACAUAUGUGUACCUAAGAGAGUUUAUUAACAGUUCUGCCCGGUCGGGCCUCAGCAAGGUUUCUCUGUGUGGCGGUGACUGUUCUA
Molecule: messenger RNA, 2673 nt
Organism: Petromyzon marinus (sea lamprey)
Lineage: Eukaryota; Metazoa; Chordata; Hyperoartia; Petromyzontiformes; Petromyzontidae
Gene: WARS1
Product: tryptophanyl-tRNA synthetase 1
Biological process (GO): tryptophanyl-tRNA aminoacylation
Cellular component (GO): cytoplasm
Molecular function (GO): ATP binding; tryptophan-tRNA ligase activity
Source: RefSeq, a predicted model, not a curated record